Molecule: messenger RNA, 2474 nt
Organism: Solanum stenotomum
Lineage: Eukaryota; Viridiplantae; Streptophyta; Magnoliopsida; Solanales; Solanaceae
Exons: 8
Coding region: 1-2142 (713 amino acids)
Source: RefSeq, a predicted model, not a curated record
AUGAACGUUAUCGUUAAGCUCGUGAAAUGUAUUGUACGAAAUACUGUGAUAGAUAUUUCCUUUAAUCAGUUAGGAGGACUUAGCACACUCUGUUUCCUUGAGCAGGUAGAUCGCCUUGUUGGUAAAAAUCAUCUAUUCAAACGUAGCAUUAUUUUGAUAAAGGCUUGGUGCUAUUAUGAAAGUCGUGUUCUUGGUGCACAUCAUGGUCUGAUUUCUACAUAUGCUUUGGAAACACUGGUCUUAUUUAUAUUCCAACUGUUCCAUUCAUCGCUAAAUGGUCCUCUAGCGGUUCUCUAUAGAUUUUUGGAUUACUACAGCAAAUUUGAUUGGGACAACUAUUGUAUCAGUUUGAAUGGUCCAGUGUGCAAAUCCUCCCUUCCUGAGUUAUUUGUUGAGAUGCCAGAUUAUAUAAGCAACGAGCUGUUGCUAAGUGAGGAGUUUUUAAGGAACAGUGCGGAAAUGUUCUCAGUUCCAUCCAGGGGUCUUGAGUCGGACACACGACCAUUUCAACAGAAGUAUCUAAACAUAAUUGACCCCUUGAAGGAAAAUAAUAACCUUGGACGUAGUGUCAGCAAAGGUAAUCUCUAUCGAAUACAAAGAGCUUUUAAGUAUGGGGCCCGCAAGCUUGGCGAUAUUCUUUUGUCACCAGAUGACAAAGUUGCUGAUGAGAUCAAGAGGUUCUUUGCAAACACUAUUGAGAGGCAUAGACUCAAUCAUGUGGCUGAAUUGCAUUAUUCCAGCCUAAUUUUUGGUGAUGAAGAUACAUGUUCUUCAUUAUCUCCUGCUGAAUUUUAUGCCAAUGCUAGAAUGCUUCUGAAAUCAUCAGACGGUGAUUUUGAGAAUGAUAGCCUGAAAAAGGCAUAUACAUCAAUAUCAAAUGAGUUGUUGAGUAGUUUGAUGAAUGGAGCUUCUUCAGAGAUGGUGUCAGAAAAUGGCUCCUUUUCAGAUGAUGCACUAGUGUCAGGAUUCUGUCAAUACAGAUACGCAAAUGAUCCUUUAGCUUCUGUACCUCUAAAUCUCGGUGUUUCAAAUGGCUCAUAUGAGUGUAGUUCUAAUGGAAAUUCCAUGAGUUCUCUUUCUUGGAAGCAUUACUAUGCUCCUCCGUUCUAUUUCAAUAAAUCAUCUGUUGAAAAUGGGAACUGUGAACCUGAGUUGUGCCAAAGUGACCUAUCUGAUUCUUGUUUGGGGGUGGAAACCCCAAAGUGCCCUCAGGAGAGCAGCAGCAUUUACCAAGCAGGUACUGAUAAUAGUGAGGACUUCUGGUCUGGUGGUUCAGAAAUCUCAAGUCCAAGGACCAGUGUUUUAGAAAGUGUAACUCUCGAUAUAGGGGAAAGGGACUUGGCAAGCACAGCUGGAGAUAUUGAAGCUAUAAAUCCUUUGGUGGACUUAAGUGGGGACUAUGACAGCCAUAUACGGAGUUUGCUUUAUGGCCAGUGUUGCUAUGGGUGUUAUCUGUCAGCACCAGUACUUAAUAGUCCUUCAUCACCUUCUCCAUCUCAAAACAAAAACUUUUGGGAUACUGUCCGACAAUCAAUACCACUUAGAAAGAACUCAUUUUGGCAAACAAAUGGGAAUGGUAUGCUUGUGGUGAAACCAGCUGCUCAACCUUCUGGCAAUGCUCUAUCAUCUGAUGCUACUUUAGGUUCUGACAAGAAAGAAAUGGCACAAGGAACUGGCAUCUACUUUCUGAAUACGGAGUAUCACCAGGAGAGACGUUGUAAAGGACGGACUAAGAGUAAGGCAUUAGGAAGUCAUGGUCAGUUUCAUUUGCAUAGUGGCACCCAUAGUCACGAGUGUGUUGCAUUUUCUGAUGCAAAUCAGUCAGAGGAGAUUUCAGCUGUAAAAUCUUCUGUUGAAGGUCGUAAGAAGUUAGCCUCUUCUAGCCAAUCUGAUGGCCUCCGCGAAGAAUCUCAUGCCAAUGCUUUCUCGAAUUCAUCAUGUAGAAUUGAAUUUGGAUCUCUGGGUAAUCUCUCUGAGGAUGUGCUUUCACACACUUCUCGUGAUGUGGUCCUGAUUCCAAGUGUCCCACAAAAAGUGCAACUUUCACAACCUGCUUGUAGUAAACAAGGAAGGGAUGCAGAGCAUUCGUUAAGGCUGAAGAACGAAGAUGAGUUCCCUCCUCUACCAUUGUGGAAGGUUUAGGAUUUCCUACUUGUUUGAAGACUGAAAGGGAAUUUUACAGUGAAAACUAACAAAAACAGAUACUUUAGGCAGAUAUCAGAUAUAAAAGAGAAACUUGAAGACGGUAUAUCCGAGUAUGUCUUUUUUUUUUUUUUUUUGGAUGCACAUCUAGGUGGAGCCUUUUUCGUAGCAGGAGAGUACAACAAUUACAGCUUAGUUCCGAUCUAGUCGAGGCCAGCUAUAUGAAUGUAGUGUAACAUAGCAUAUGCAUACUGUACAGUUUCUUUGGCAGAACUUCGUUGCGCCAUUGGCUGUAAUGCUGUAGUUCCUGUGUUACCACCAUUGCAAACUUU